This is a messenger RNA of Candidozyma haemuli, 561 nucleotides long. RefSeq lists its product as uncharacterized. The transcript has a single exon. Gene Ontology annotation, cellular component: mitochondrial inner membrane. The record is from RefSeq and is a predicted model, not a curated record. Gene Ontology annotation, biological process: mitochondrial respiratory chain complex IV assembly. The coding region runs from base 1 to 561 and encodes 186 amino acids. Lineage: Eukaryota; Fungi; Ascomycota; Pichiomycetes; Serinales; Metschnikowiaceae.
AUGCGUUCGGCGGUUCCUGCUAUAAGAGUAAACCAGCCUGCUCUUCAGUCUAUACGCUUCCUGAGUGAAGCUGCGCAUAAGCAUCCUGAUGAUGGUGUUCCUCCUCAAGACACUAUAGUGAGAUCGAUUCCAGUUUCUGUGGAACGUGAGUUGCCGGAUCCAUUCAAGACGAAAAAACAGAACAGAAGAUACUUUUGGGCAUAUGCCGUGGGCACGACGCUCUCGUGUCUUCUCAUUUUCAACUAUGAGAAGACUAGAUCACCAAUCGUGAACUCUGUGCUCUACUGCUUAAGAAGAUCUGAACAUGCCAAAGCGGCUCUCGGGCCAAACAUUGGUUUUGAGAGCUCGUGGCCCUGGAUUUGGGGCCCUCUUAAUACUGUGAAGGGAAACAUUGAUGUUACUUUUAAGGUCAAGGGCGAUACUGGCGGAGGAAACUUGCAUCUCAGGGCUACCAGAACAUCUAAAUUAGUCCCAUUUGAUAUCCACGCUUGGACGUUGGAGACCGACAACGGCGAAGUGAUUGAUUUGGCCAAGGAUGCUUCUGUGGACUUCGAAUUGUAG